This is a messenger RNA of Vitrella brassicaformis, 4027 nucleotides long. Lineage: Eukaryota; Vitrellaceae. The record is from the annotation of a GenBank genome assembly.
ACAGUAGAUGGGUGUUGACGGUCGUCAUUCCUCUCACGGUGUCCACCGAAGCCUCGCAGCUACCACCACACAAUCCUCUUUUAGCCGCACCAUUCGCUCACACGCACCAGACAUUAAUUACACUGCAUCCUAGUACCUACCUACCAUAUGAAGCGCUGACUCAUAGACCCACAGACAGACAAAUAUGUACACCGACGGGUGGUCACCAAAAGACCCACCCAUCCAUCCAUCCAUCCAUUCACCAUGCCAUGCAGCUUCUCGCCAUCUCAGCAUGGAGGGACGGAUCAUAACUCAUCAUUGUGACCGCCCUCGUCCGGCAGCUGCUCGUCAGGGUGCUGGAGAGAGAGGACGGCCGGGGAGGCGGCAGGCCGCAAUGCAGACUGAACGGACGCACGAAGGACAACACACACGAAGAGCGUGAGCGAUAGGGUGAGCGGCGAAUGAGUUAGUUGUUGGGUUGUUUGCACACCUGUACAGUUUGCAGCGCCGCCUCGAGUGCGAUCCAGGACAGAUAAUUCGUCGACCCACCCGCUGCAACGGCCUGCGACCUGCACACACACAGAUCCACAGAUGCACACAGACACAAGCGAUUCAAUCGCGUGCAGUGUGUCCAUCGAUGCUCGCUGACCUCGGCCUCAGCUGUGGCGGCAGCUUGGCCACAUCGAAUGUGGUGUGAGGGUCGAUGCUGAGGACGAACAUGAGCCCCGUGAGGAAGUCGCUGACGACUUGCACCAGGUUGCCCCACACACGCGCCUCGUCAUCGACGUCCUGGCUGCUCACUUCGCCCAGCAGCACACGGCCGGAGGGAUGGGAGAAGUUCCUGCUCAACAGAUACCGCUGAGGGGAAGCCACACACGUGGGCACACACAGAGAGGCGCGUGUGCGUGUGGUAGAUGCAUGGAUGGAUGGAUGAAUGGAUGGAUGGAUGGUGUCUUAGUUACCUGGAAGUUGUCAGUCCUGAUAGCCUUGGGCAUGCUCUCCGUCCACUGGUCGAACAAGUGUGCCAUCUCCCCCUCCUUGCUCCAGUCCACCUUGCCCUGCCCAGCGCCUCUGACAGGCUUGAGCGUGCCCCUGUUGGUGCGGUAGAAGUCCAGCCAGAAGAGGCACAGCAGCCGGGAAAGAUUGAACAUUUCAACUGCAGCGCACAGGUCGCAUGGCAGAUACCGGUGUGUGUGCGUACACGCCUUGCUUGGCUUACUUACUGAGAGCGAACAGGUUGGACCUCCAGCCCUUCACCGUUCGGGCGAACUCCCUGUCGUCCAUUCUCUUGACGUCAUCCGGCCAUGGGUUCACAUCCAGCCAGAAGGUCUCGUUGCCCAGGGGGUACUGGGGGAAAGACAGACGAGGGCCGUCAACACCCUUCCUCUAAGAACACACAUACAAACCACACACGACAAAUGGCCCCAACACACGGAUACACACAUCCACUGUCCCAUCUCACCUGUAUGAGGACCAUCAUGUUGCUGCCCAGCACGGUGCGAUAGUCCUCAAACCGGUCGAUCGCCUUGUCAUCGCCAUAGAGCAGCGUCGCAUUGCCGGCAAAGUCGGGCCAUUUGGCCGGGGUGGGGGGCGGGGUGGGCUGGCCGUCACUGACGAACGUGAAUGGCGUGUCGAGGAUGGAGCCGUGGGAGUAGUGCAGGAGAGGGAAGCCCUCCUCGGCGCCGACCUGCAUGUGUGGCGUGGCAGGGCGAGAGACGCUACCAUUGCAUCUGUGUGUGCGUGGCUGUCCUCACUUCAGCGAGGUCGGUCAUAUCGACGUCGACCGUGAGGUCGGCCGCGCCGGGGCAGGCGUAAGGAGAGUCCUGACAGCUCUCGGACUUGCUGUAUGUCCUGCAGACACACUCAUGCACACACACGUCCAUCACUCAACGCGUUCGUUCUUGUGCCGUCGUGUGUGGACUCGCUUGCCUGAAGAGUUUGUUCUCGUACGAGAGAAGGUGGAAGGUGUGUCCGUCAAAGCCGUAGUCGACGUGGAUGGCGUAGCCCCGAUCCAACACGGCACUCGCCACCUACAAGUGUCCACACACAAGCGCAAGAACGGAUAUACGCCAGCCAAUCCACACCGCGCCACGCACCUUCAUGAAGUCUCGUAUCCUCAGGUUGGCGUAGGUCGUCACGGGCCGCCCGCCAGCCCGCAUCGACGUCUCCCUCAGCCUCUUCUUUGACCGAACCAGCCACCGAGCCAGCUCUGGCGGCCGAUGUGCUGACCAAACACACACACAAAGCAGGAGCAAGGUGGUCUGUGUGUGUGUGCGUGUGUGUGUGUGUGAGUGUGUUGACCUGGGUCUGUGUGGAAGUAGACCUCGACCGUGUGGACGCUUCGAAUGAAUGUCGACUCGAUGGGGUCUGUGCCGCCCUCCGUCCCCCACCUGCCGCGGCCACGGGCAAUGGCGUCGCGAAGGUGCCCAUACGACGACCUGAUCGAUCGACACACAUCUGUGAUGUACAUGAGUCAGUCGUAUCUGUCUGUAUGUUUGUCGGUACCUUGAGAGAACGACAUGGUCGUCUGGGGCAGGGAAGGGCUGCCGGGCGUUGAGUGCUUUCUUGAGCCAAUCAGAGUCCUCAUAAACAAGCUGCCGAAGAGCCGGCACCUACACACAGCGGACAAGAAACCCCCCUCCAUCCAUCCAGUACGCACACACACGCGCCAUCGCGCGCACCUCGUCCUUCACGCUCGCCUUGCCCAACGACUUCAGCACGUGAUCGAGAGGCUUCUUGCGGAUCACCAUGACCAGAUAGCACAGCUCCACGCGAACACUGUCGGCCCCCUUGGCCGAUGCAGUGAGCCACGACAGCCACGAAAACGACUGCGAGGGGAAGGGGGGGAACGACACGCGGACCUUGGUGUACUCGAAGGCGUCGACCAGCUCGUUGGUCACGACUAUGCCCGUGACGGGCCUGCUUCCAUCGGCAACCUGCACAAACACUCAUGUCGGGACAUCUAUGCGACACACGCAGAAUUUGUUUCUCACCUCUGAUUCUGCAUCGAUGGCUGUUUCCCGCAUCCAGUCAUGGCUCAUGAAGGGCGUGACGUUCCUCGCGUCAAGCGGUGCGUGUGCGGUGAACCGGCCGCCGUCCACAUGCAGGGUGUUCUUGAGCAGCGACUGAGAGGCCAGCCCUUUGUUGACCUGCAGGUGCCAUUGGUGACAUCAAAAAAUGGAUGUGUGGAUGGAUGGAUGGAUGGAUGAGUCACCUCUAUUGCGUGGUAGCGGACGAUGUCGUACAUCUGCGGGUGGACCUCGUGCAGCCGCCUCAGUAUGCUCUCAGCCAGCACGCCCCUGGACACACACACAGACACAGGGGAGGCAUGCUUUUCCCUUGGUCUGUGUGUGGAUGGGAUGGCUGAGUCACUUGUUGGCUCCAAAUUCGAAUAUGUGGAAGUGCUCUCUUGGACCGUCGGACGCACAGCAAUACCACCACAGCUGAACCAUCCUGACACACAAUCACGUUCACACAAAUUAGAUUAUAUCUUCCUUGAUCUGUUCACCCACCUCCCGACCUGUCUGCGAUGACUGCGCCAAAUCCAGUGUUGAAGAGCACCGGUAUGGUCUGGAAGUCCUCCUGCACACCGCCACGGCUCAACGAAUAGUACCCCCAGGAUGGGGAGAACACCUACACAGACACACACACACACAAGGAGUCACCCAUUGCAACGCAUCUUCUUCCCCAUUUCUGCGUACCGCAUCGAAGUGCAGCCCCGUGAAGUCAUAGAGCCUCUCCAUCAGUCGUGGGUCGUGCGCCAGCCCGAUCCCGUCCCACUGCCGCAGCCACGACGGCAUGGCUGCGACCGAUGCAAGAGCGUGGCCAAGGCAUAACAGCAACAGGACGACUGAGAGCAUGGCUAUCUGCAGAGCAUACACACACGCACACGCAUUGGCAUUGCAGACAGGGAUGCCCAGGCUGCUCAUGAGUGCACUCACCUCUCUGUAUCAUUCCACGAGCGCUUGUAAGCGCAUUCUUUUUGACUGCACGCCUUCUGCUGACAGAUGAAGGCCGUAUCUCUUCAAAUCAAGGAGAUCUGAGGAGG